Messenger RNA from Limulus polyphemus (Atlantic horseshoe crab), 3200 nucleotides. Its product is annotated as small ubiquitin-related modifier 3-like. The coding region runs from base 96 to 371 and encodes 91 amino acids. NCBI's taxonomy places the organism in Eukaryota, Metazoa, Arthropoda, Merostomata, Xiphosura, Limulidae. Gene Ontology annotation, molecular function: protein tag activity; ubiquitin-like protein ligase binding. Gene Ontology annotation, biological process: protein sumoylation. The transcript has 3 exons. The record is from RefSeq and is a predicted model, not a curated record. Gene Ontology annotation, cellular component: nucleus.
UUCAUCUCUUGCUCACUGAAGUCAACUGAAUGGCGCUGAAUUAGAUAAAGUAAACUGUUAGGCGUAGGUUGGGAUUUCUAUUUACCUAAACGGAGAUGUCAGACGAGAAAAAGGGAGUAAAACCUGAGAAUGAACAAAUCAACCUAAAAGUCGUGGGACAAGAUGGGAGUAUUGUCCAGUUCAAAAUAAAGAAACACACACCCCUUAGAAAACUUAUGACAACAUAUUGUGACAGAGCGGGCUUGAAUAUUCAGAAUGUCCGUUUUCGUUUUGAUGGUCAGCCAGUAAGUGAAACAGACACUCCAGCUGGACUAGAAAUGGAGGAUGAGGAUACUAUUGAUGUAUUCCAGCAGCAGACUGGUGGAAAAUGACACUGAUUUUCUGCUGAUGUAUAUUGGCAAAGAAGUACAUGAGAACUCGCUCAUAACAUCAGAGAUUUGAAAGCCAUCUUUUCAUAUCUUUCACUCAUUGGAAAGUUAUAUGUAAAAAUAAUGUAACUCUGUGCUAUUUAGUUGACCAUUCUUCCAGUUUCUUCCAGAAUAAUGUACCAUUGUCCUUUAUAUUAACUGAUUUUAGGGCUAACUUAAACUAAAUCUAAGACAUUUUUAUUAUUUUCUUUAAAAAAUGAAUGAUCAAGUAGUGGUAAGUUAGGAUUAGGUUUGACAUGUGUUUCAGUGUAAGAAUAAUCCCAUGUUUUUAAUAUGAUUUUUAAAAAUGAGAAAAAAGUAGUAUUAGAAAACAACAGUGUUCUUCAAUAAUAAAUUUUCAGAAAAAGAAGUUACUGUAUGAUAGUGAAAUUUUUUCAUCAGUAAUUUUCUUCUUUAGGCUUGUGUUUUUUUGGUUUUCUUUCAAAUCAGCAUGCUAUAAGUUUAAUAAAAGAUAGUAAGAAAAAUAUUAUAAAGUUUAUCCCCCACACGCAUACAUUGAGGAUGGGACUGGUAACGUUGCACCCUAUAAUAGGUCUUUUGUACCUCCUUUUUUUUUAUUGAUUCAAAACAACAUAUAAGAAACAUGUCAUAAAUGUAGUUUGUACAAACUAAGUUUUCUGUGUGGGGGUUAACUUUAUUAAGUAUAAAAGUUAUUUUGUCUGCUAAUUAUGUAAGUUAAGCUGUAGUAUUUAUAAUUGCCAUAUGACUUAAACUGAUUUACUUAUGUGAAAUAAAAAAUACUUCAUUUUUUUUGUUUGAGGUUCAUGGUUGUGGUGAAUCAAAUAAAAUCUUGUUUUAUAUUUUACUAAAUUGGUAGACCAUAUUAGUAUUACACACAUCCUUUACAUAAACCAAAAAUAUGUGGCUAAAUGUGUUUUUAGCGUUGUUGUGAUAAUCUAAUUAAAAAGUGCCUAAGUAGCACAAAAUCUAUUGGAUAACUGUAAAGAUUUCCAAUAUAAAAAUGUUUGAUACUUAGUAGAGUUUAAAUGAUUAGUUAAGAAAUCUCAUGCCAUAAAUGGAGCAUGUAGUUUCACAGAUAUUUUUAUUUCCAAUACAAUAUUUUACCUCCCUUCACAAAAUACAUUUUCUUGAUUAGUACUGCCCUCUGUCGGUGCAUAUUUUCAAUGCUUGCCAUUAGCCAUCAACCUCCUGCAUCUGCAUGUCCACAUGUAAAUGAUUAUGCAGCAGCUCUCCACCAAUAGGAGUGCAACACAUCCUAUCAUAACCAGUGCCCUCUCCACAUUUGCACUCAUUAAUCACUUCUUGAUUGGCAGCGGUACUGGUCAGACAUGCUUAUUUUUGCUCGCAAAUUUGUGGAUGAUUUCCUUUAUACUAUAGAAUAUAUUCUUCUUUACUAUGUUUUUGUUAUUUCUUUACUUGCAGAGACCUUUUUGUUAGUGUACUGUGGAUCCCACUUUGUGGUGAGUAGUGCCUGACCAGGUAUACUUUUUUUUAAACCCGCACUGCCUAUCCUUUGACUAUGCUUGAUGUCAAUUACACUGUAGCCUUUCCUACCAUGGACCUCAUGUACAAUUCCAAAUGCUACCAGGUCUCCAUUCAAUUGUUAUCCAUGCUGAAACAAUUAUGUUGCAGAAUUAGGUUAUGCACACCAUAGAGAUGAGGUGCUCCAUAGAACUGCUAGUAGUUCUCUCUAGUGGUCUUUGGAAAUAUGUUCGUCCCAAACCAUACACUCAUGGACACACAGAAAGGAUUUGCUGCCCAUCUCUGAUGAUCUGUGGCAUUGAGAUUCUUCUUACUGCAGAACUGAUGUACAAUUCCAGUUGCCUUCGGGUGUUGGUUGAUUGACUCCAUUAACAUGGUAGCUCUGCUUUUCAAAAUAGGGUAUCACAGUCACCCAUAGCACUGUUGCUGGUGAUGUGGUCUUCUGGACUCCCCAAUGCAUUUUUCCAUAUUUUCUUCUAGUGGAGUAUGGGAGUCCUUGCCUCUCACUCGUUCCUAGCUGCUGGGGUGGUGGACCAUGGAGGCUUGUCCUUUUGAGUGAUGCAUCAUAUCACUCAGUUGAGAGUAGGGCAGUGAUAUUGUUCCAGAUACCGCAAGGUUUCGGUUCUAGCACAGUGACUUGUUAAUAUGUAUAUACGACAGAUUGCUUUUUCCCACAGUGGUAUUCCUCCUUUCUACCAUCCUCUGGAUGUACAUUCCUGGUGGGUCUGGAAUACCAAAAGGUGAUCAUCUUGGCAAUGGAAUUUAGUGAUUUUCUGAGGGCAUUAUGGCCAUAUUGAAAUAGACGACAGCAAUUGCUGCCUUGGCCACUGUGAAUUCCCUACCCUAGUCUUCUGACCAAUCUCAAAGUGAUUAAUGAGUGCAAAUGUGGAGAGGGCGCUGUUUGUGUUAGUGGUUGUGACUUUGCUCCUAUUGGUGGAGAGCUGCUGCAUAAUUACUUACAUGUGGAUAUGCAAAAGCGGGAGGUGGAAGGCUGGUGAUGAACAUUAAAAAUUUGCGACACUUGAGGGCAGUACUAACCGAGAAAAGCUAUUUUGUGAAAGGAGGUAAGUGUCUGUCGGAAAUACAUUUUCAGUUGAGGAAAAUGUAAACUUUUAGUGAAAUUAUGUUUAUUAUUUGUAUGAAAUGCUGAAUGAAAAUAAGAGUUAAAGAUUUAGUAAACAAACAUGCUAUACUGUAUGGUGUUUAAAAUCAAAGUGAAACAAAAGAGAUGUUCUUUUUUUUUCUCUCUCUCAAUCACUUAAUCAUAUAAAGAGAUGGUAUUUCUCAGAAGCUAUUAACUCUACUGUAAAUCCAAAUUAUGUUUUCAAA